Molecule: messenger RNA, 303 nt
Organism: Botrytis byssoidea
Lineage: Eukaryota; Fungi; Ascomycota; Leotiomycetes; Helotiales; Sclerotiniaceae
Exons: 1
Coding region: 1-303 (100 amino acids)
Source: RefSeq, a predicted model, not a curated record
AUGCUCAGCGGAACCCAAAAAUCUUCAAAGCAGAAAGGAGAUGCAAACCAGCCAACUGGCCAGAAGACCCACGUAAGCAAGGGGUCCACGGUCGAGAAAGCAUCAGGCAGCGCAGAUCAAAAUAAAAUCUCAAGAUCAUCGCAGGGAAACUGGAAGGAUGGUUUGAAAACCAUGAAUCGAGUUCGAGAGCAGGUCGAGGCGAAGGAUAGAAAGGAUAAUGGGCUGGAGCCAGGCGUGUUAGCUUAUGCAGCUCAAAAGCCGGCGGACAAGAAACGGGAAUUAAAAAAAGAGCUGUUGAGAUGA